Molecule: messenger RNA, 970 nt
Organism: Phaeodactylum tricornutum CCAP 1055/1
Lineage: Eukaryota; Bacillariophyta; Bacillariophyceae; Surirellales; Neidiaceae
Gene: Sec4
Exons: 1
Coding region: 162-785 (207 amino acids)
Biological process (GO): regulation of exocytosis; protein secretion
Molecular function (GO): GTPase activity; GTP binding
Source: RefSeq, a predicted model, not a curated record
ACCAUUGCCGUCGUUCCGUUUGAUCCUUUCGACUGUUUUGUAACGUUUUCCUUUUCUCGUGUUGGGUUUCGUUCGUCUUUUCUUUACACCAACACUCACGAGUGUACCCGUAACAGUCGCAGUAGCAACAGUAGUAGUAGUAGUCCAGCCCUAGUCCCAAAAUGUCCCAAGCCAGCAACAGCGCUCCGUACGAUAUGCAGAUCAAACUGCUCAUGAUUGGCGACUCCGGUGUCGGUAAGACGUGUUUGUUGUUGCGGUACGCCAACGACAGUUUCUCGCCAACCUUCAUUACGACCAUCGGCAUUGACUUCAAGAUCAAGAACGUGGACGUGGAAGGCACGCGCAUUAAGUUGCAAAUCUGGGACACUGCCGGACAGGAACGCUUCCGCACCAUCACGACUUCCUACUUCCGCGGAGCGCAGGGAAUCCUACUCGUCUACGACGUCACGGAUCGACGCAGCUUCGAAAGUAUCCGCAACUGGAUCUCGCAAAUCCAGCAGCACGCCGACGUGCACGUCAACAAGAUACUGGUCGGGAACAAGUGCGAUAUGCUCGACGAAAAGGUCGUCUCCACGGAAGAAGGACAAAAGCUGGCUUCCGAAUUCGGUAUUCCGUUUUUCGAAUGCUCCGCCAAGAACGAUAUUCACGUCGAGAGCUCCUUCAUGCACAUUGCCAAGGCCGUCAAGGACCGCUUGAAGGCGGACGGACAAGGCGGACCCUCGGCCAAGACCGGACUCAACCUGAAACCCAACCAAUCCGGUGGCAAAGACAAAAAGUGUUGCUAAACAAUGAUUUCUCCGGAGGAAGGUCGCAACGAAAGGAGGAACAUGGCGAGUGGAGGCAGUCAAUGCGUGCGGGUGGGCGGGCGUGGGUUUGGAUGAGUGAUAACGCUAGAAGUGUAGGUGAGCCAGCGAGUUUCCAACCAACCAACCCAUCGAGUUUUUCUUUCUAGAAGAAGCAAAAAGUAUUU